This is a messenger RNA of Conger conger (European conger), 1573 nucleotides long. It is a transcript of the gene dnajb2, whose product is annotated as DnaJ heat shock protein family (Hsp40) member B2. NCBI's taxonomy places the organism in Eukaryota, Metazoa, Chordata, Actinopteri, Anguilliformes, Congridae. The transcript is spliced from 11 exons. Bases 355 to 1320 code for a protein of 321 amino acids. The record is from RefSeq and is a predicted model, not a curated record. Gene Ontology annotation, molecular function: Hsp70 protein binding.
GACACGAAUUAUCUCUGGUAUAUUCUGGGUGCCCCAUUUUUUUUCUGGACGUAUCGGCUCAGCUGUUUGUGACGCAGGGCCAACAGCCGAGCCAGGGCAUACGGCUACGGGCAUUAAGGUGUGGGAAAGCCGUGACAAGUUAUGCCCCUGGUAGGCCAACAAGACGGACACUGAGGGACGUGUACCCCGGAAUUACAACGCGGUGUACCCAUUAGAAACGAUUCUCACGCAGAGCAUUCCAGCGACUUUCCAAAAUCUUUAACGUUACUCCCAUUUUAAGACUGCGAGAAGGCACUCCAUCUGCUUGCUGAAUAUACUUCCAAAAAAGAGUCAGCGAGGGAGAGGGGGGAAGACAUGGUGGAUUACUAUGACAUUCUGGGAGUGUCGCGAAACGCCUCCUCAGAAGACAUCAAAAAGGCGUACAGGAAGCUAGCCCUGCGGUGGCACCCAGACAAAAACCCCGACAACAAGGAGGAGGCAGAGAGAAAGUUCAAGGAGAUUGCUGAGGCCUAUGAAGUUCUCUCUGACACAAGCAAGCGAGAGGCAUAUGGUCACUUUGGCAAAGAUGGCAUGCCCAGUUCAGGCUCCAGUGGUUCCUCCAGCCCAGGAGAUUUCCCAGGGUUCGCCUUCACAUUCCGCAGCCCGGACGAGGUGUUCCGGGAGUUUUUCGGGGGCCAGGACCCGUUUGCCAGUUUCUUCGCAGAUGACUUCCCCUUCGGCGGGAUGCACGGUGGGUUCCAUGGGCACUCUGGCGCCUCGCGACUCGGCCCGAACCGCUUCUUCUCCUUCCCGUCAGCCGGAGUGGACUUCACCACCUUCUCCUCCUCCUCCUCCAUGGGAGGAAUGGAGAGGGGGAUGGGCGGAGGGACGGGGAACUUCAAGUCCGUCUCCACAUCCACACGCUUCAUCAAUGGGAAACGCACCACCACCAAAAAGAUCCGAGAGAACGGUCAGGAGAGAACGGAGAUCGAAGAGGACGGGGUCCUGAAGAGCAUCCUGAUUAAUGGUGUUGAGGACGAGUUGGCGCUCGCCCUGGAGCUGAGUCGACGGGAGCAGCCCAGCCAGGCCACGACGCAUCAGCCCGGACGGCCAGAGCGCCACCUGCUGGAGCAGCCUGGCCUCAGCUCCCGCGGCCAGGCGCAGCGCUCCUUCAGCUCCGCCCCGUUCUACCACUGCCCCGACGGAAGCGAGGAGGAGGAGGAGGAGGACGAAGAGCUGCAGAUGGCGCUGGCCUACAGCCUGUCAGAGCUGGAGGCGCAGCAGCGCGCGGCGGCUGCCGAUGUCAUCUCAGACUCUGACUUCCAGGCUUUCACUGGCUGACUGGCCACCGCAGCCCCUUCAGGCAGACUUCCAGUGCUCUCUCAUUCUCUCAGCCCCUCUCACCUACUGACCCACGCUUUUCAAAGUUUUAUUUGGAAAAAAAGAGGAGAAGGACAAAGCAAUGUGCAGAUGUUCGAGUGUACAAGCUGAGAGCAAGACCGGAUUCCUGCUUACAAUGAUCUAUAACCGAGCGAUACCAGCAGUUUCAUCUCUAAAAAUAACAAAGACUUAAAUAUAGUUGUUUUAUAAAGAA